Molecule: messenger RNA, 975 nt
Organism: Cordyceps fumosorosea ARSEF 2679
Lineage: Eukaryota; Fungi; Ascomycota; Sordariomycetes; Hypocreales; Cordycipitaceae
Product: ubiquitin-conjugating enzyme
Exons: 4
Coding region: 1-975 (324 amino acids)
Source: RefSeq, a predicted model, not a curated record
AUGUCAUUAUUAAAAUUGGCCAAUCUCCCGUCGCUGCGGAGGCAGCAGCUUCUCUCCGAAUUCACUGGGUUGAAGCAGGCCUGUCCUUCUGGCGUGUUUGUAACGUUGAACCCGGGGGACUCGACCGUGUGGUCUGCUGUUUUAUUCAUCCGCGAAGGACCCUACGCUCCCGCCGUUCUCAGGUUCCAAAUCAUGUUUCCCGACUCCUACCCGCGGCGGGCUCCCAUGAUCAUCUUCACGACGGAUGUGUUCCAUCCCCUGGUGACGCCUCUUACGACAUACACGUACACCACCGAUAUACAAGACAACGGAACCGUCAGCGCGACCGACGACGAACGCCUGCCGCCCGGGGGCUUCAGCCUGCGCCAUGGGUUCCCCGAGUGGUUUGGCAGGGUGCGCCGCAGCGCCGAGGCCAGCCUCUCCGCGCCUACGAGCCCAAUCGUCGAGCAGACGCCCGGGUUCGCGAGCCCGAACCCAGUCGGCGCUGCCAGCCCCGCCGGUCCGUCGUACAUGCAGACUACCAGCAGCCGGCCCGCCUCCAUGUCCAUGUACCAGGUCCUCAAGUACAUCAAGAACGCCUUUGACAGGCCGGAGGUGCUCGACGCGGUGCCCCUGGACGCUGCCGGGAACCCGGGCGCCUGGCACGCCUGGAGGACGUACCGGCGCAAGCAGCAGGCCACCGGCGAGAAGCAGGGCGGUGCGUCUGACGGCUCGCCCGCGACGCCGAGUCCCAAGAAGCCGACGGGCGAGAAGAAGCAAGCCGGCCAGGCCGUCACCAGAAAACCAGGCGAGUGGAACUGGGACGGUGUUUGGGAGGACAGAGUGAAGAAGGGUGUGGCAGCGAGUCUGUCAGAGCCUGUACUUUACGGCGGCACGACCAUAAAUGACGAAAUGAUCCGGUUUCUCUCUGUGGAAGACGCGGAAGCAGAAUCCAUCAAAGAUAACUUGCUCCGCACCCUGGGCACCACUGUUUAA